UGGAAGAUGUGAAUGAAGACUACAACUACACCAAACUGUGUCGCCUUCAACAUCAGCUUUAUGACCUGGCCCCCAAUGACGUCAGACUUGUGUGUAGAUACAUAGAAAGUUUGUUACCAUAUUAUCGCUUCCAAGAGGAACUACUCUCUAUCUCUCCAUUUGUUUCACUGAUCUACAAGUUUACCACUGACACCGAGAGUGAAUUCUUUAAAACCGCUGUCAGAAACAAGAUGAGAAGAGGUCAAGUCAUUGGCUCAGAUAAAAGAUCUAUAAUAACGAAACAAAGAACUGGAAACGUAGGAUGGGUCAAAAAUGAAGAUUCAGAAGUCGCAGAUAAAUUAUCUCAAAAAAUUGCCCAUGUGACUGGUUUGAAUACAUCGGAAAAUGAUCAAUCUGCAGAACCAUUUCAAGUGGUCAACUAUGGUUUAGCAGGACAUUAUUUUCUUCACACUGAUGCAGAAGAGGACCAAUUGGAAAGAAUAAUGACGUUUCUUAUUUAUCUGAGUGAUGUAGAAAUGGGCGGAGCUACAGUCUUUCCAAAAGUCGGAAUCUCAGUAACUCCUCAAAAAAACAUGGCUUUGAUGUGGUAUAACUUUAACACUGCACACAAAGAGGACGAAAUGACUCUAAAUGCUGGAUGUUCAGUUCUAAUUGGGCAAAAGUGGAUUCUCACCAAGUGGAUAUCAUCUAAAAAUAAUUUAUUUAGAAGACGUUGUGGUCUCAAGCCAAAUCUUACACAACUAGACAUUGAAGACGAUAUGAAUAGGAAAUAUGGGACAUAACUUAUUAGUGCUAAGGUUAUACAUACACACUAAGGAUUUGUUAAAAUAAACAUGUCACGAAAUAUCUUU
Biomphalaria glabrata is the source of this 851-nucleotide messenger RNA. RefSeq names its product prolyl 4-hydroxylase subunit alpha-1-like. The transcript is spliced from 9 exons. The coding region runs from base 231 to 782 and encodes 183 amino acids. The record is from RefSeq and is a predicted model, not a curated record. Gene Ontology annotation, molecular function: iron ion binding; L-ascorbic acid binding; procollagen-proline 4-dioxygenase activity. NCBI's taxonomy places the organism in Eukaryota, Metazoa, Mollusca, Gastropoda, Planorbidae. Gene Ontology annotation, biological process: peptidyl-proline hydroxylation to 4-hydroxy-L-proline. Gene Ontology annotation, cellular component: endoplasmic reticulum.